UGUUCUUUACACUUUGUUGCAAUAGUAUGUACAUAAUGUUUAUGGGGAAUAACGACAGACUAUAUUUAGUCUUAAUGUUUUAAACAUUAGAUCUUAUCAGCUACAGUGAUAAGAGUUACACCUCAGAUCCAUAUGCCUUUUCAUUUUUAUAUGAAAGUGCUAUAUUUGUAAGUGGUGGACUGUGAAAAGGAUGAGCAAUCAUGCUGUAUACCAAGGCCACAGGUAAAGCAAAAACCUGCAUGGAUGUUAAACAAAUUAAGUGUAAAUUCAGUUGUAGAUAUAAUGUUACUCAAAGGAAUGUUGACAAGCCACACAGGUGCCGUUUCCAGUUGGUCAACUGCUACCCACUGUUGUCUGUCGUUAAGGAUGUUAGACAUCACCCUGUGUACCGUUUCGGUGUUUUUUUCUCUUCAUCUACAGUGGCCGUAUAUUUCACAGCAGAAAGCAAUCCUGAUAGAAGCUGUUCAACCUUAGUUUUCAUUUUUACUUGCCAGUAGUUAAAUCCAUCUGAGUUCUCUUAUCAAAUCCUUACUUCUCAAUAAAUUUGUAUUUGAUGAUAACGGAGAAAACUAGGUCUCCUUUUUAAAUAUCUCUAAGCACAGUCAUAGUUAUCAAUGUAAAAUUUCUCAGAAAUACGACAUAAUUAAUAUGCGUGAACAAAAGGAUUAGGAUGAUUAGGAUUAGAACUGCGUACUUGAAUUACAACCUGGCAAAACGAGUUGUAAGUGCAGAGCAUUUGCAGUGGUAUAUAAACAGUAUUUGGGUGCGGGUCGCAUCACGUGAAGUGAUGUAGAGACGAGAAAAAAAAAUAGGAAUGACCUCAACUAAUCAAUUGAGCACUACUGUCAUAUCAAAACAAGCCCACGCCAGGCAGGCAUGGUGUCACGUCCGCUGUUUAUGCCCUUAUGUAUCAGGGUACAUAACCAAGAUGGUCAAAAAACUAUAUAAUGUACUUACAAGAAGGGUGGAGGAGGGAAGGGACAGAGCGAUUCUGAGCAAAUGAUAUAAGAGGGGUUUGUUUUGGCGUCUGAAGGAAAGACACUGUCUGUAGCAGCAGUUUCAGAGACAUCGGCAGCAUGGUGAACCCGAAGCGGGUCCGCGAAUCGCUUUUUGCGCGGUACUGCUGUGGUGACACUGGGUUUUCUGUUCUGAAUUGGACCGGAUAAUUCGCUGUCCGAGAUGGGGAAGGAGGCGAGCGGGGGGUCGCGCAGCCGAUUCGAGAUGUUCUCGAACAUCGACGAGGCGGCCAUUAACAGGAAACUGCCCAAGGAGCUGCUCUUACGAAUCUUCUCCUUCUUGGACGUGGUGUCGCUGUGCCGUUGUGCCCAGGUCUCGCGGGCCUGGAACAUGCUUGCCCUGGAUGGUAGCACCUGGCAGCAGAUCGACCUAUUUGACUUUCAGAGAGACAUUGAGGGCCGAGUGGUGGAGAACAUCUCUAAGCGCUGUGGGGGCUUCCUGAGGAAGCUGAGCCUCAGGGGCUGCCUGGGCGUCGGCGACGGUGCGCUGAGGAUCUUCGCCCAGAACUGCAGGAGUAUCGAGGUGCUCAGCCUCAACGGCUGUACAAAGAUCACCGACACGACCUGCACCAGCCUCAGCAAGUUCUGCCCCAAGCUGAAGCACCUGGACCUGUCCUCCUGCACUUCCAUCACUAAUCUGUCCCUCAAAGCACUCAGUGAGGGCUGCCCCCUGCUGGAGCACCUGAGCAUUUCCUGGUGUGACCAGAUGUCCACAGACGGAGUACACGCGCUGGUGCGUUGCUGCCCGGGACUCCGCGGACUGUUCCUCAAGGGCUGCACACAGGUGGGGGACGAGGCCCUGAAGCACAUUGGGACCCGCUGUGCAAACCUGCUGACCCUAAACCUGCAGACGUGUUCGCAGGUCACGGACGAGGGACUGGUCGCCGUCUGCCAGGGCUGCCCCCGGCUGCAGACUCUCUGCGUAUCCGGUUGCACCAGCCUUACGGAUGUCAUCCUCAACGCCUUGGGCCUGAACUGCCCCUGUCUGAGGAUACUGGAGGUGGCCCGCUGCUUCCACCUCACAGACGUGGGCUUCACCACCCUGGCCCGAAACUGUCACGAGCUGGAGAAGAUGGACCUGGAAGAGUGCGUGCAGAUCACAGACGCCACGCUAAUCCAGCUGUCUAUCCACUGCCCCCGGUUGCAGGUCCUGAGCCUGUCCCACUGCGAGCUGAUCACGGACGACGGCAUCAGACACCUGGGCUGCGCGCCAUGCGCCCACGAUCGGCUGGAGGUGGUGGAGUUGGACAACUGCCCUCUGAUCACCGACGCCUCCCUGGAGCACCUGAAAGUCUGCCACAGCCUGGACCGCAUCGAGCUCUACGACUGCCAGCAGAUCAGCCGCGCUGGCAUCAAGAGGCUCCGGACCCAUUUGCCAAACAUCAAAGUGCAUGCCUACUUCGCUCCCAUCACUCCUCCCCCGUCUGUCGGGGGGGGCCGUCAGAGGUUCUGCCGCUGCUGUGUUCUGCUGUGAAGGACCCCUCCCACCGCCGGAGACCCGGAGGACUGACGGCGUGUAUGCACACGCGCUGGGCCACGCCCUACCACCGUGAAUGCUCUGAUGUUGCUCAUCGGCUGCUCGAGAACAGCAACUGGGUUCAUUCCUUUGUUUACUUUUCAGUCCGACUCCAAAAUUUCUUAUAAUUCUUUAGGCGAAAUGAACUUGGGGGGUCAUCAGGGUCACCUACAGGAAGUACGUACCUCGACUUUCAAAAUUCUGCUGACCACCUUUACUGUGUGGAAUCUUCCGGCGAAUCUGAUGAGGGACAAUGUGCUUUCACCUCCCAUGCUGGCUUCCUGACAAGAAAUAAGAAAAAUAUAUAGAAAUACAAACACGGACUAGAGCGUUGUAGUUAUUUUUGUUCUAAAGGUUAAACGUAUGGAUGUAAGUAUUGUAGGCCAAGCUGUAACUGGAAAUGACUUCACUCUGGGAUCUACAUAGAGAGAAGAGCUGGAGAUGUAACUGCAGAAAUGUGCAGGUGCCGGAUGGUCAUGGAGGUGGAGUGUUCAACAUCAGACAUUGCUGCUAGAGAUACAUUGGGGGGGGGGGGGGGGUAUUUUUGCACAAUUAUCACAUAAUGAGGUGUAUUGGAACCCAUUGGUUAUUUGAGGGAGGGUGGGAAAACCUGUUAAAGCAAAUCGGCGUUUUAGAAUUUGCUGUGACAUGGAGGAUUACGAAAUGACACGUAGCUCAUGAUGGACCUCAGGGGAGAGCGACUGCCCAACCUGGGCGCAUGUCCCACUAAAUCCAGGUGGAAGAUAACCAAUCAGAUAUCUUGGUCCCGCCUUCCUCUAGUUCCUUGGACCCACCUCCUCUUCUAUCUGAUUGGUUAUCUGCCUGAACCAAUCAUUUUCCCUUCUGCUCUCAGAACAAUUUUAUGCAAGAAAACCUCCCAUGAGCUGGAUCUCAACAGAGGAAUAUAAGGCGGAUCCGUAACUCUGCCGUGUCCCCAGCCUCGUCGGUUCACCCCCCACCCACCCACCACUCAAUGAGGGCUUUUUGUUGCCCCCUCAUUGACUUAUUUUCCAGAUGUCCUCCUGAAGCAGUAAUCAGCGAGCUGACUGUCACUCCCCUUCAGUGCCGAAUGUCUAAAUUUUUCUUUGUUUCUCUCAGCCAGCACUAUAUUACUUGAGAUACCAUGUUAACUCUACUGAGGGUGGAUGCAAUUAGAAGGAAAUUAAUUUAGCUGGGGCUCAUGUUUUAUCUUCGAGCACCAGACUUUUCCCGUUUAGGAAAUUAUUCUCAAACAUCACAGGGAACGUGGCCAUGUAGGGACUUGACCUCAAUUUCUCCAGCAUAAUCAAAUAAAUAGGAUAAAGUGACUAAUUUUCAUUGGAAAAAAUAUCAGUUCCUAAGCCAAUAAUCAGAAUAUUAUCGGUCUAUAAUCAACAACUUUCCCUUACAUUGUGACCAGAUCUUCUUGGACUGGCCCAAGCUCUGAAAUGCCAUAAUUAUGCACUUGUUGAGAAGCUGGGCAUGUUGUCGUACAUUCAUUCCCCCCAACACAGAAAGCACAAAGUGCUGACUCCUACUGGUGGGAGGUGGUACUGCCUGCACUCUGUGCAUCAGCUCUACUCAGGAAUUGUGAAUUUAAUGAAGAUGACUUAAAAUGGAUAAAAAUGGUUCAUAUUCCUUUAUCUGUACAUGAUUUCUUCUUUUUUAAAGAUUAUAUGUAAUACAUGAUGCAUAUAUUGUACAUGCAUUAUACAUAUUAAAACUUUUUCUCUGUGCAUCAUA
Messenger RNA from Brienomyrus brachyistius, 4254 nucleotides. It is a transcript of the gene fbxl20, whose product is annotated as F-box and leucine-rich repeat protein 20. Bases 1180 to 2490 code for a protein of 436 amino acids. The transcript is spliced from 15 exons. NCBI's taxonomy places the organism in Eukaryota, Metazoa, Chordata, Actinopteri, Osteoglossiformes, Mormyridae. Gene Ontology annotation, biological process: SCF-dependent proteasomal ubiquitin-dependent protein catabolic process. Gene Ontology annotation, cellular component: SCF ubiquitin ligase complex. The record is from RefSeq and is a predicted model, not a curated record. Gene Ontology annotation, molecular function: protein binding.